GCACCCCGUCAAUCGCCCACUCAAACCGCAACAACCAUUUUUUUUUUCUAACACAGCAGCGACAGAACGGGCAGAAACCUUCUCUUUCGCCCCUUUUUCGCUUCGCGCCCUCCUUUUUCUUUGCGCUGCACAACCAACUUUGUACUAUUUCUCCUACAAACCUUUUAAUAACUGUCGCUGUGUCGUCGAGGCUUUCGCUAGCUCUCGCGCUUUUUUGAGAGGGAAGAAAGACUGAGAACGGCGGGAAAACACUGUGUCGUCGUGUUUGCGCCUCCGCGCGGCUUUUGCCUUUGCGCCCCAUCGGAGUGACCCCAUCUAGAAUCGCUUGGUUCUGGGGCGGCCACAUCAUCGCUGCCUGCAGUCACUCUCCUUCGCCCGCCACCACCGCUUAACUCGCCUGGCUUCUGCCUCGCAUCGUCUCGACUACCCUCGGGGUUACGUCAGCGACUGCCUGGACAAUCGCGCAUUCAGCGCCCGACUUUACGUCGCCGCAUCACAUUGUUAUCACCUGCAACUUGGUUGCACCUCACUCCUUUAUCAUUCCCAACCAAGGUGUAAUUUUGCCAUCAACACCACCACCAUCCACGCCUCCGCGCAACCAUCACUCAACACUGGUGACUUUAUUGUCGCAAGUCGGCGCUCCCCUGUUGGAGCAAUCACUGUGGGCUACGCAGCCACUAUCUGGCUCGCUGAUGUUUCGGUUCUGGGGUACCGACUCAAGGGGGAGUGAAAAGACUGUCGAAGCGACGCUGCCCAUGCCGCUGUUCGCGAAGCCAGUCCAAGCCUUCCUGGAGACAUCGUCAAAAGCGGCUUUUCACCCCGGCCACUCGUUGAAGAGGAGGAGAUCUAGUGUUGACGAGACUCCGGUGCCGGUGUCAUGGCCCGCGCGGGAUCAGCUGCCACCGAAGCGCAUCAAGAUAGAAUCAUGUGCGCCGCCACCCGCGGCGGCGCCUGGGCGCGCUGCUGACCACCGCGGCUCCUGUCCAGAACGGACGUCAGUUCCCAUCUCGGCCGCAGAGCCCACCCUGGGACCGGCUCCCCGAGCAGAACCGGCCAUGGACCGUGCCAAAGAUGUCAUCCAGUUCCAGCUUGGCCUCGAGAUUUUGUACAAGCAUGACGAACUGCGUUUGAUUAAUCAAGAGCUGGCAAAAUGCCAGGUAGCGUUGGAGCAGCUGCGAAGGUGUCACCUUAUCCCAUAUCCGAUCACGUGUCCCACCCCAGACCAAAUGGUGGAGAUAAGCAGCGGCAAGGGCCCUGCUAUGCGCACCCGGCCCGGCGAGCCCGUGCCGGAAUGGGCGCCUCCCUUUGGAGUAGUCGACGGCCCGUACGCCCGACACUAUGCCAAGUGGCUCAUUCCCGACCCCAAGUUCGACGGUAUUCUGCCAGAAUGGCAGGGCUCGGGUGGCUAUGCCGUUUCUUCCAGGAGUGUGGCGGAAGGUAGGACGACAAGGAACAGCGGCGACGCAGGCAGCUUUGGCAAGCAGCGUCCUGCUCGCGGCUCGUCCACCCAAAAGCUGCACGCGCUCUCUUCUGGAUAUGCCCAGCCCAAGGACAAGGCAGGACCAUGCGUCCUCAGGCGCUCCGAUGGGAAAACAGUCAAGCUCGUGUGCAUCGAUUGCCACAGGGAAAACUUUUCUAGCACUCAGGGCUUCAUCAACCACUGUCGGAUAGCGCACAAGCGGGAUUUCAAGAGUCACGAGGAAGCUGCAGUCCAUUGUGGCCAUCCUAUCGAAGUCGAUGAACUCGGGGGGAGUGCCGCAGGCGAAGAAAAACCGGCUGCCGGGCCGAUCGGGCAGUCGUCUUCCAACCCCGCCACCGGCGCCGUCUACCCCUACGCCCGCGCCAAUGACGUUCCGGAGCAGGAGGCGCUGACGGCUCUCAAGUCCCGCGUUGAAGCUGCUUUGAGGCUAUACGAAGAUGGCAAGUCGCUUCCUUCAACGGCAGCCUCCCAAGAAGCACCCCCGGCCGUGAAGAGCGUCCCCAAGGCUCCCGCAUCAUCAUUUGUUGGUGCGAGUGAUCUCCCUCAUCUGUCCCACCUGCUUAGAGGCAAGAACUUCACCGGUGACCUGAACGACCAUGUGGCCGAUGCAAAGACCAGGGAGGACACCCCUGAGAUGUAUCUCGACGGUGACUCGGAUGCGGAACAAACAAGCAACUCGGUCGAGCCAGCAAGUCCUGUCAACGCCGCCACAGUCACUAGGGGUCCUGGUGUCAUGCGCAUGCCUGCGCGUGCCGUCAUGGCACCAACUUCUCUUGGGCUCGAUGGUCGACCGGCAAGCAGCAAAGGUUGUGUACCGCAGCACCUCGAAGCAUUGGAAACGCCAAUCACCACUCCCGUUGCAGAGCUCUCCCAGGCAUCGACGUCAUCGGGCCUAUACGAGGAUGAAAUGGAUGUCGAUCUCAGCCCCAACACGAUGGCGAGCAACAACGCCCCAUCUCUGGUUAGCGACGACGGCGAGUACGACGACUCGGACGAUGGAUCGUCGUCGGAUGCCAGUGACAACAUGGAUACGGACUCGGUCACCGAGAUAAAACUCGAAGACGAUCAUGAAGUUCAGGACCAGAUGACUCCACGCGCCGUCCGUAAAGGAAAUGGCAGCUCGGUUAGUCUUGAGAAGGACGAGAGCAGGCAUGUUGCGUUUGUGAGCCCGGUUCGCAGCACUGGAAAGAACCGAAGAAGAAAACAAGUCCUCUCAUGAGAGUCUUGCGGUGGUUGGUUUUGUUGUUGUCCGACAUAACGGGGCCACAUUCUCGACACACCAUUGAUCAUUCUAUCAAUACACGUGUCACACCCUUCCGGCCGGCCCUCGACCCAUUUAUCAUUUAUUGCAUGCUCCGACUUCGUAUUUUGCGGUUCAUUGCUUGCGUUCCCAUGUCUUUUUUUCUUCCCCAUCAGCACUGUUUCGCUGAUGAGCCCAGAUGUUGUGAGGAGGUUAGGUGGGGGCACGCAGCACACGAAAGAGUUCUCAUUGUCCCCGGAAGACUUGUUGGGUUUUACUUGAUGAUACCUCUUUUUUUCUCCAUUUUCUGAUGGUCUUUUUCGUUUUCGUUGAGGGGAUCAGCGUUGUCCUUUAUCCAUGUAUUUUUUAUCCGAGGAUGGGCAGCCAUGGGGCUGUGACCAUCCAUUUUGAAGACAUAGAUAUGACGCUCGGAAUACUAAGAUAAUCGAGCGCCUGGAAACAAGAAAUACAUUCCCACAAUCAUCUGUCG
Messenger RNA from Gaeumannomyces tritici R3-111a-1, 3210 nucleotides. RefSeq lists its product as hypothetical. The transcript has a single exon. The record is from RefSeq and is a predicted model, not a curated record. NCBI's taxonomy places the organism in Eukaryota, Fungi, Ascomycota, Sordariomycetes, Magnaporthales, Magnaporthaceae. Bases 693 to 2699 code for a protein of 668 amino acids.